Messenger RNA from Gopherus flavomarginatus (Mexican gopher tortoise), 2668 nucleotides. RefSeq names its product sialic acid-binding Ig-like lectin 16. The record is from RefSeq and is a predicted model, not a curated record. The transcript has 12 exons. The coding region runs from base 159 to 2387 and encodes 742 amino acids. Lineage: Eukaryota; Metazoa; Chordata; Testudines; Testudinidae.
GGCAGGUCUCCUCAUGCACCCAGCUCUUCUCAUUGGAUUUGGGAUUCCCUAGCCGUCCUAACCUGGCAUCUCCUGUUCCAGUGCGCUGUUCCCAGGCUCCUGACACCGGAGGCAGACGCAUCUUUGGUCUGGGUCUGUUCCAGCUGGACGCCCCAGCCAUGGGAAGAGCCCUGCUGCCACAGCAGGACACCAGAGAAGGGGAGCCCCUGGCUCAGGGGCUCCCCUGGAGAGCAGGGGAUCCUGCCCCCCCUGCAGCAAUGCUGAGGGUCCUGAUCCUCACCCUGCUCUGGAGGGGGUCCCUGUCCCAGCUGCCCAGACUUACCCUGACGGUGCCACAGUCGGUGUCGGUGCAGGAGGGUCUCUGCGUUCUCAUUCCCUGCACCUUCACAUACCCAGCCUCCUCUGACAUCUACAAUUCCUGGGCCCGGCUCUACAAAUACUGGUACAAGGAUCCAGCUGCUGUGGGCCAUGAUUCGCCCGUGGCCAGCAGUGACUCCAGCCGGGGGGUGUCGCAGGAGACCCAGGGCCGGUUCCAGCUGGCGAAGAAGCCAGCGCACGGAGACUGCUCCUUGCAAAUCAGCGAUGCCCGACGGACGGAUGCGGGGAAAUAUUUCUUUAGAUUCGAGAAAGGAUCAUUGAAAUACAAUUACCUCUCCAAUUCCUAUGGCACUGAUGCAAAGCUCGCGAUCUCGGUGCCAGGGCUGACGGAGGAGCCAGAGAUCCAGAUCUCGCCGGCGCAUGGGCUGCCAGGGACUCUGCUGGCCGGGGAGCCGGUGACUGUGACCUGCACGGCCCCUGGGCGCUGCUCCGGGCCCCCUCCCCGAGUCACCUGGAUGGGGCCGUUCAGCGACACAGCCAGGGACGUCUCAACCCGGCUGGCAAAUGGCUCCUGGGCCCACAGCUCUGCACUCAGCUUCACGCCCGGCCCGGGGGACCAUGGCAAAGAGCUCGUCUGCACCGUCACCUACAGGCCACCAAAGGGACCUUCCACCCGCAGAACCGUCCAGCUCCACGUCGUCUACCCGCCCAGACCCCCCAACAUCACUGGGACCCUGACCAGGAACGGACGCCCCGGGCCUGCCCCAUUGGGAGCUGAGGGCGACGUCGUGUCUUUGGAGACUCAGGAGGAUGACUCCCUAAGUCUGCGCUGUGAGGCUGGGAGCAGACUUGAGGCCACUCUGAGCUGGGCCAGGAUGAACAGGUCCCUGAGCCCUGGCCAGGGAGGGGCCGGGCGCCUGGAGCUGCCAAAUCUCAGGAUAGGGGAUGCUGGGGAGUAUCGGUGCUGGGCAAAGAAUUCCUAUGGGUCGGCCAGCCGGGCCCUGUGUGUGCAUGUGCAGACUCUGGAGACGACUCUGCAAAUCACCGUCUCCAGAGCUAACAGGAGUGACCCCCAGUUAUUCCAAGACCCCAGCACCCUGGUGGCAAACGGGUCACAGCUCUCAGCCUGGGAGGGUGACUCCCUGCGGUUCCUCUGCUCCGUCGCCAGCAGCCCCCCCGCUGUACUGGGCUGGGUGAGGGGGGGCCGAGCCAUCGAGGGCACUCACCCCGUGGGGGAGAAUCAGCUGCAGCUGGAUCUGCCCAACGUGACGGCCGAGGACAGGGGGCUGUACAGGUGCUGGGCCCAGAGAAAGGAGAGCUCUGCCCAGGGGACAUUCCAGCUGCAGGUUGAGUACAGCCCCCGGCCGGGGACCAGGCUGAACUCAUCCUGCCAGCACCAGGGGCCCAGUAUCAGCUGCAACUGCUCCCUGCGCUCCCACCCCCCACCCCAGCUCCAGUGGCAGGUGGACGGGGUGUCUCUGGCUGGGAAUGGCUCAUGGGGGGCCCUGCAGGUCAGCUCGUGGGCCCAGGGGGACGAGGUCGUCAGCACCCUGAGCUGGAUGGGAAGUGAGGACAGGGGCCCCCAGAUCUUCUGCCUUGGCUCCAACUGCCACGGGAGCUACGCCGCCCUGCACUUUGACUUCAGCCUCCCGCAGAGAGGUGCGGAGGAGCCUGGCAAGCUGCUGGGCGUGGGGGUGGCCUGUGGGCUGGGGGUCGCCACUGGCUUCUUCCUUCUGGGGCUCUGCGUGAUCAAGCUGUGGGGCCAGGAUCUGGCACCCCCUACUGCUGAGGCAGGGGAAAUGGCUAACAGGAGCCAGGACAAGCACACAGUGGAUGAUACCAGCCUGAUCUACAUUAACGUCACCACCAUCCCCAUGGAUCACAAGACGCCAGCCGCCCACCGGACCAAAGGUGUCCAGGACGGGGCUACAGCAGCACAGGCCCCGCUGGGCCCGGGGAAGCCGGAUGAGCUGCAUUACGCCUCCAUCAACUUCUCCAAGCUGCAGUGCAAAGCGGGGGAGCCUCCGGAGGCCCCGGACACGGAAUAUUCCGAGGUCCGGCUGAAAUAGCCCCCUCAUGCCAUGGGCCCAGGCUGAGUGUAUCUGGCCUGUCCAGUGCAGAGCCGAUCAUAGUGAGGAAGGAAGAGGGAAGGGGUCGUCCCAGGGCUGGACCCGUGACGUAGGAGACCUAGGCGCAAAUCCCUGCUCAGGCCUGGACUCUGGGCAGAGUCAAGUAGGCCUUGGAGAUGCUGGAGCGCUGCAUUGAGGGGAGGUAUCCCAGAGUCCCCUGCAGCCGGGUCUCAAAGCCUGCACCCUCCUAAACCCUACUGCCCCCGGGGGAAAGAACCUCU